AUGGUUGAAGUGAAGGGGAAAUUAGCGGAGUCGUCCACUGCGACUCAAUCCGACACUUCGGAAACAACGAGUCCCUCCAACCGCCCCAUGAGUCCCCCCAUCCAAGCACUGUGGAAGAAGCUGUGUGGUAACCCGUUCGCCACAACGUUCGAUAAGUGGGCAAAGGAAAUACCGGACGAAGAGGCAGUUGUAUGGUUGAAUGGAGAAGGAGAUGUUGCUGAAAUAAGGACCUACAAGCAGCUCGUCGAUCAGAUUUAUGAACUUGCAGGUUUUCUGCGUGAAAUAGGGAUCAAGCAGAAUGACCGGCUAAUCUUGUGCUACCCUCCAGGAAUAGAUUUCAUAGUUGCAUUUUACAGCUGCAUCAUUUCGGGCAUCGCAGCUGUCCCUGUUUACCCCCCAGAUCCCACGAAGGGGAUGACGGAUAUUCCGCGUUUCUGCGAUAUUGGAGACGGUGCUGGAACUAAGAAGGCCCUCACGUCUACUACGUAUCGUCGCGUAGCUGCAGCUAUGUCUGUUGUAUCACGGGAAAAAAGAUGGAAGGAAAUAGAGUGGAUCUGCACCGAUUCCAUCAAGAAGAGCAGUGCUCCCGUGGCUCGCUCCCAUAUUGCUCUUGAUCCCCACUCCAUCGCGUUUCUCCAAUUCACUUCGGGGAGUACAUCUGAGCCAAAAGGUGUCAUGGUGACGCACGCCUCUCUGCUACACAAUAUGCAUUUGUGCUGGCAUUCAUUUGAGUUCCCAACCCAUUUGGAAACGAAAGACCCCAACGAACACUUUUCUUCCCGCAACUAUGACUUUUUCGACCUGGAGGACUUCUGGAAGAGAAGGCACGCACUGUCUGUGGCCCGAAGGGGACACAGAGUUCGAGCGUUCUCUUGGCUACCAGUAUACCACGAUAUGGGGCUCAUUGGGUUUGUGUGCUGUCCAAUGUUCUGUGGAGCUGCCCUCUACCAAAUGUCUCCAAUCGACUUCAUUCGGCGACCCUGGGUGUGGCUCAAAGCCUUGAGCCAGUAUGAAUGCGUGUGCAGUGCGGCACCUAAUUUUGCCUUUGCACUUGUGACACGCAAGAUGCCGGACAAUGUGUAUAACCAGCUGGACCUCUCCCACGUAACAGGUAUCUUAUCUGGUGCAGAGCCUGUUCGAAGGCAGACCGUGGAGCAGUUCGUGGAGAAAUUCGCUUCCAAGGGUAUUCAGCCUCGGACUGUGGCACCAGCGUACGGUCUUGCUGAGCACACGCUCAUUGUAACUGGAAAGGGGGACUGGAAAUCCAGCGCCAGUGUUCUUUAUGUUGACGCUGUGAAGUUGCGAGCUGAGCGCAUCGUUGAAGUUUUCACGCCGGAAGAAGCAGCAGCGAAACCUCCGGGCGAAGUGCAAGACGUCGUCAGUUGUGGCUUUCCGUUCCAAGGCGUAACUGUUAAAAUUAUGGACCCUGAAACCAAUCGAGAACUGCCAGAUAGGCACGUUGGCGAAAUCGUUGCAUUCAGUGAAUCCGUUGCUCUUGGAUAUUUCAACAAGCCGGAACAGACUGAGAGCACGUUCCGGGUCUCUGUAAAAGAUGAACAAGGAAACAGCACUCCAGCUACUGGACUGCGGACUGGCGAUUGCGGCUUUAUGCACAAGGGAGAGCUCUACGUGACUGGCCGAUUUAAAGAUAUAAUCAUCAUCAGAGGCCGCAACUACUACCCCUCAGAUAUCGAAGAGGCAGUUUUAGAAGUUCCGCAGGUUCGCCCAGGAUGCGUAGCUGCAUUUGCAAUUGAGGCGGAUUCAAACGAAGUUUUGGGACUAGCAGCCGAGCUGCGUGUCGAAGACGGCUUGAGGGGUGUAUGGGCACGCGUCCGUCGUCAACUCUUUGAUAGAUCGAGCUACGAUCAAAUUGUGAAAAAUAUCUGUAAGGCAAUCGCCAGCUCCACAGGCCUCGUCGUGCAGAGGGUGUGGCUUCUAAGACCUCGAAGCCUGCCGAAGACUAGCAGUGGAAAGCUUCGAAGGUCUCUCGCCCGCGACAAGUUGCUCGAAGGCAAAUUGGAUGGCGUUAUUCAUACAUAUACCCAUCAUACUCAUCAAGCAGAAGGUCUGCCAGGCGCCGCGAGAGGCAUUUCCCAUGCUCCCAGCAAGCAUACUCUUCAUCAGAGUUCCGAACCCGCACACAAGGGACAUGAGGAAUCCGCACCAACUCAUGAGGCUGUGGUCAAGUCCGUUAGAGAGGCGGUGAUUGAUGCGGCAAAGAACGUGCUUGGAGAGGUUGACGAAUUGCCAGACAUGCAGGCCCCACUGCAUGAAUUAGGAGUUGACUCGAUUGCUGCCGUGGAGCUAGCGGAGCUCGUGUCUGAAAAGUUGAACAUAGACAUCGAACCAACAUUAAUGUUCAAUUAUCCGACAAUGGAAGACAUCAUAGACUUCUUGGUGCGGGAAAUAGAGGGAAAGGGUGGAGAAGAUGCACUAACUGUUAACACUAACACCUCGGAAGUCACAAUGGCUGUUGUGGGCGCCGCAUGCAACUUGCCUGGAGGCAGCACAUCCCUUAGUUCAUUUUGGGAUGCUCUCAUGUGCGGCGUCGAUGCAAUGGUGGAGGUUCCACGGUCAAGAUGGGAUGUAGAGGACUAUUUUGACCCAGAUCCAGACGCAGAAGGCAAGAUGUACAUCCGUGAAGGCGGUUUCAUUGAAAAUGCUGAGUUUUUUGACGCCUCGUUCUUCAGAAUUUCACUGGCAGAGGCAUCAAGUAUGGAUCCUCAACAAAGGCUUCUGCUAGAGGUCGGCUACGAGGCCUUGCACGACAGUGGCUUUGACAAGGACACCUUGCUGAGGGCAAACAUUGGAACGUUUGUAGGAUGCUGCUGCAAUGAAUGGCAGCAGACCUGUGCUCAAAUGGGUCUGGGGAUCAGCAGCUUCACCGCAACUAGUCACGCCCCCUCUAUUUUAUCAAACCGUCUGUCAUACACGCUUGGGAUGCUGGGUCCGUCCUUAACAGUUGAUACUGCAUGUUCUUCUUCUCUUGUAGCGCUGCACCUGGCCAUUCAAGAGCUCAAGGCUGGAAGCUGCAAUUCUGCCUUAGUGGCAGGGGUGAACCUCAUGCUGUCCCCGAACGUUACAGUGGCGUUCUGCAAGGCUCGUAUGAUGGCCCCAGACGCUCGUUGCAAGACAUUUGAUGCCAGUGCAAAUGGGUAUGUGCGUGGGGAAGGGCUAGGUGCAAUCGUGAUCAAACCACAGACGGAGGCUAUGAAAGACAACAGUCGUAUUCUGUGCAUCGUCCGGGGGACUGCAAUUAACCACGGAGGACGUGCGGCUAGCCUGACCGCACCUAGUGGUCCGUCGCAGGAGCGAAUAAUUCGGACAGCCCUCCGAAACGCCGGCGUAUCUCCGGACGAAGUGCUUUUUGUAGAAACACACGGGACUGGGACUUCUCUGGGAGAUCCGAUAGAGAUUGGCGCUCUCAAGGCCGUUUUCAGGUCCAGCAGGGACUCCCCGCUCCUCCUAGGUGCGGUUAAAACUAAUAUUGGGCACCUUGAGGGUGCGGCAGGUAUUGCCGGGUUUCUCAAGGCUGCGUUGGCUCUUCGACAUGAACAGAUUCCCCCCAAUCUACAUUUCAAGACUUGGAAUCCGCACAUUGACCUCAAGGGUGCGAAGUUCGUAUGCCCUGUCGUCGCGUUGCCGAUAACGCCAGCAACGGGGAAACAGCGGAUUGGCGGAGUUAGCUCCUUUGGUUUCGGAGGAGCAAACGCGCAUGUGGUGCUGCAGGAGGCUCCACAUCCAUGCGUUGGUAGGCGUCCAUGCAAGGCUCAAAAGCCCACACUAGUCUGCUUUAUGUUCGGCUGCCAAGGAGUGGAGGGCUUGCACAAAUGUCGAGUGCUGUACGAGAGCGACCCGGCCUUCGCAAAAGCCCUCAACGACUGCGGCGAUAUUCUUAAACGUUUAGUUAGUGUACCACUUCUUUCCAUUCUCUUUUCCGAGAAAGACCCACCGAAGGCCACGGAGCGGGGUCACAGCCAACAAACCCAACACUGGCUGCGCCAGACGCGUUUCGCGGAUCCAGCACUAUUCGCAUUUGAAUAUGCCAUCGGAAGCAGCCUCAUUGCACAGGGAGUCAAACCAGAUGCUGUCAUGGGGGUAGGUGUUGGGGAAUUCGUUGCCGCUGCCAUUGCAGGGGUCAUGAGCUUGGAAGACGGGCUACGGGUUGCGUGCCAAAGGGCCAAACUUGUGGAGACAUUCCUUCCAGCAGAUACGGUUGCCGUAGCUUGUAGGGUUGGUGAAAAGGACGUAGAGAUGGCUAUUUCCGAGGCUGGAGGAGCAGCUGGCUCUACUUCAUCGGUUGCUAUGUCUCUAGUUUACGGGCAAAAGCAAUUGGUCUUAACGGGGGUUCAAUCAGAGUUGGAAUCCGUGUUGAUGAAGCUCGACAUAGCUGGUCGGUUCAAAUAUCUGCCUGACCGUCUGGGCUUUUCGUCGCCACUGCUAUCAGAUGUGGUGACUCCCCUGGCUCGGAUCAUCGGUGGUGUGAAGCUUUCGCGUCCCACCGUGAAGAUGAUCUGCCCCACAACUGGAGAGUUCUGUGACGAGCAAGUCCUUAGCGCCCAUUACUGGACCCGACACUUGAUACGGACAGUACGGCUCGACCAGUGCAUCAGCAAUCUUGUUUCAGCUGGAUGCAAGCUACUCGUGGAAAUCAAUGGACGGGCAGCAUUGAUCCGAAUGGGCCAGCAGAGCGUUGACGAAAUGGCAAAGGAUGUUGAGUGGGUGUUUGCCUUUCCAGCAGCUGAGGAAGAAGCAAGUGACAGGCAGACAUCGCCCGUUCAAAAGUGCCUGAAUGUUAUUGAUAGGGUUGGUGAGCAGCUCGAAAUGGAGCACGGUUUACAUGGACAGGAUGAAUUGCUCUACCACCGAAAACCAAUCCCGUGGGUCCAGAUUCCCCACCCUUUUGUUGGUAAGCAUCGAGAACUUGGGGAUGGAGGAUCAAUUUUCGAGACAUCUUUCCCUCGCCGGGCAGUGCCGUUGUUUGCCGACCACAUGGUAAACGGGAAGGCUAUGAUGCCUGGCAUGGGGAUGGCGGAAAUUAUUGCUAGUGCUGCGUUUGCGCUUGAUCUGAAGACCCCAUCUGGAGCCGUUGCACUAGAAAAUGCAUUUUUUGAGAGGCCAAUGCUGAUUGGCUCCCAGCGUGUUACUUACGAGUUCAACACCCGAGCAGGCAACCGCAGUUGCGGCAGGCUCAGCCCCCGCACAGUCAGGACUCCGAGAAGAGUUAAUGACGCUUAUGUCCGCAGACCACGGGCAGACAGCGAAUCCCGCGGCUUCUCAACACCAGGACUGGCAAGUCCAUCGCUAGCCCCAAGUGCCUGGCUCGUUUCGCCAGUCAGCAGUAAGGAGAGCACUCCAAAACUAGCGUCGUCAGACCCGCGCUCGAAGGACAUGCGGCUAAAAGCGGAGUUGGAAGAAGUCACUCAGUCCCUUUUGUCGAACCGUUGGGGAUUUCCGGAUGACCAGGUUGUCCCUCAAGACGUUGAAAUGACGAUUCGAUGCCACGUCAUGAAGAACCUAGGCGUUGAGCUGAGCAGCGUGUGGGACGACGAAACAAAUGUUCAUUGUAGCGCCCGGGUUGUUCUCAGGGACCAGAAUAAGGAAGAAGCAUUGCCGUCUUUGAAGGAUUUGCAAGCUCGGUGCAAUCAGCCUGUUUCAGUUAGCCAGCUGUACGAAACCCUGUUUGAUUUAGGUCUUCAGUAUGGGCCGCGUUUCCGCUCUGUCAACAGUAUUUCGCGGUCAGAAUCAGAGGCGCUAGCUCGCUUGAUGCUGCCCGAGGGAUGCAAACAGGACUCGUUUGAGAGCGGCUUCCUAGUGCAUCCUGCCCUUCUUGAUGGAGCGCUCCACGUUGCCGCUUCGCUGAUUGGGAGGCAUGCGUCUGGGACUCAUGUGUCUAUGGUCCCAGUUGGGGCUGGCUCCAUAUGGCUGAGGAAGUUGGAAAUUAAAGCAGGCUGCUGGGCACAUGUGGAACUGUUGGAAUGUAGAUCGCGCUCGGCGGUGGUGAAUGUCCGGAUUUUUGAUGACAACUGGCAGGUAGUCGCAUCACUUGAGAAAGUUGCCCUAAGAAACGUUGAUAUUGGGGGCAGCGUUGGUGCAAGCAUCCCACGAGAUCUUAUUUGGAAGGUUAGAUGGGAGAAACGAGCAGAGCUGACGUCUCAGGUACAAGAUCACGCAGCUACUACCAAGGGGCCAGUGCUCGUCCUGGGGGGUAGCUUGCAACUAAUGGAAGCACUUUCGCAUGCACUUGGUGGAGAAGGCUACGGCAGAGUGCUGAGUAUUGAAGAUAUUCCCUCAACAAGGGCCAAAGUCCAAGACCUGCUCUCAAGUGGGAAUUGGAGGGCAAUAGCCUUUGUAGAGGCGCUGACUGCUGAUGAGUAUGCCUUUCUGGACAUACCUCACGCAGCGAUUCGUCUUCUGCAAGCUUAUGCUUCAUUGCUAAAUAAUGGGGUACCUGUUCCCCCCAUGUGGUUCUUCACUAAGGACAUUAUGGAACCGACAGAAGAAGAGAAAAUUCCUCCGCAGCCUGACCUUCCUGCUCACGCUGGACUUUGGGGGCUUGCAAAGGCAGCUCGAUUGGAGAUUGAAGUUUCCACUGGUAGCACGACUCAGAUUGGCUGCCUUGACAUUGCCCCUCUAGAAAAAGACGACGACGUUGCCAAAGCCGUGGUAACUUUUCUGCGCUCCAGCAUGGCAACAUCGGAUGAAAACGAGUUGGUGCUCCGGGGUAACACCUUGUAUGCAGCGCGGAUCGAGAAAAGCGACUUGGCUGUUCGUGGAGCGCUUGAGCUAUACAUGCCAGAAAGAGGUGCCAUUUCAAACUUGGUGGUACGGCCGCAAGCCUUUGCAGCCAGGGUGCCACCAGAACACAACCAAGUUGAGGUUCGCGUGCGGGCUGUUGGUCUCAACUUCCGUGAUGUGCUCAACGUUAUGGAUCUUUAUCCUGGAGACCCUGGACCUCCAGGUGCGGACUUUUCUGGAACAGUGGUGGCCGUAGGGGAUGAAGUGGAGCACGUGCGCGUGGGAGACCGUGUUUAUGGCAUUGCACCUGGAGCCUUGCGCACCUACGCGACGACUGACGCUGACCUCGUCCGCCGCGCUCCGGAUUCCCUUGGUUUUGAAGAAUCUGCUGCACUGCCGGUGGUAGCAGUGACUGUAGAAUACGCCUUGGGAGACCGAGCGCAAGUAAAGGCUGGUGACAAGGUCCUCAUACACACGGCAACAGGCGGCGUAGGACUUAUUGCCAUCCAGCAUUGCCAGAAGGUAGGGGCAACAGUUUAUGCAACGUGCAGUGGGGGUGUCAAGGAAGAGCAUCUGAAGUCCGCCGGGAUCCAGUAUAUCACAACUAGCCGAGACUCCAAGACCUUCGCAAAGGAGAUGCGCGAGUUCCUAGGACCUGAUGGACACAUAGAUGUAGUGCUGAACACUCUCGUAGAAGAUUACAUUCCGGAGUCCCUGAAGCUCCUAGGACCAAAUGGGCGCUUCAUGGAGUUGGGCAAAAGGGGCAUUUGGACGCAUGAGCAGAUGAAGGAAGCUCGCCCAGAUGUUUACUAUGAGACUAUCGCUGUGGACACCAUGAUGGAGGAGGAUCCUGCAUGGUUUGGUGGCAUGCUUGAUAGAAUCAGGGAGCGGGUGGAGAGCGGAGAGAUAAUCAGCCUUCCCCUGAAGGUGUUUGACAUGGAGGAUCCUGUUGAAGGGGGAGUAGCUGCAUUCCGGUUUCUGCAGCGAGCCCAGCACAUUGGAAAGGUUGUCAUUC
This is a messenger RNA of Eimeria acervulina, 7753 nucleotides long. RefSeq names its product L-aminoadipate-semialdehyde dehydrogenase large subunit, related. Gene Ontology annotation, molecular function: 3-oxoacyl-[acyl-carrier-protein] synthase activity; oxidoreductase activity; phosphopantetheine binding. Gene Ontology annotation, biological process: fatty acid biosynthetic process. NCBI's taxonomy places the organism in Eukaryota, Apicomplexa, Conoidasida, Eucoccidiorida, Eimeriidae. The record is from RefSeq and is a predicted model, not a curated record. The annotation marks the transcript as partial. The transcript has 8 exons.